Molecule: messenger RNA, 2058 nt
Organism: Beauveria bassiana ARSEF 2860
Lineage: Eukaryota; Fungi; Ascomycota; Sordariomycetes; Hypocreales; Cordycipitaceae
Product: STE like transcription factor
Exons: 2
Coding region: 1-2058 (685 amino acids)
Biological process (GO): regulation of DNA-templated transcription; sexual reproduction
Cellular component (GO): Tec1p-Ste12p-Dig1p complex; nucleus; Ste12p-Dig1p-Dig2p complex
Molecular function (GO): DNA-binding transcription factor activity
Source: RefSeq, a predicted model, not a curated record
AUGUACUCACAACAUCCCGGAAUGGCAGCACCUCAAAAACCUGAGACCUUCAUGCUGAGCACGGAGGCUCAGCAGGCACUUCCCCACGAUGCACAAGUUGCCCUCCAGCAGGUCGACAACCUGAAAUACUUUCUCAUCUCUGCCCCUGUCGACUGGCAACAAGACCAAUAUAUUCGCCGCUUCUUGCUUCCUACCGGCGAAUAUGUCUCUUGCGUUCUCUGGAACACCCUCUUUCACAUCUCGGGUACCGAUAUUGUCCGCUGCCUGUCCUUCCGAUUCCAGGCUUUCGGCCGUCCCGUCAAAAACUCCAAGAAGUUUGAAGAGGGCAUCUUCUCCGAUCUGCGAAACCUGAAGUCUGGCACCGACGCCUCUCUCGAGGAGCCCAAGAGCCAAUUUCUCGACUUCCUCUACAAGAACAAUUGUAUUCGCACCCAAAAGAAGCAAAAGGUCUUUUACUGGUACAGCGUUCCUCAUGACCGCCUCUUUCUCGAUGCUCUUGAGCGCGAUCUCAAGAGAGAAAAGAUGGGCCAGGAAGCCACUACGGUCGCCGUCAGCGAGCCUGCUCUCUCUUUCCAGUACGAUUCUUCACAGUCGCUCUACGAGCAGUUGACCAAGACACAGCAAGUCAACUCGUCGUCUUUCAACGCUCAGCACUCUACAUUUACACAGGGUCAGACUGCGUCCCCCGUCAUCAAGGCCAUGGAUACUAUGCCUCCUCCCAACAUGAUGCCCCAGCCCAUGGGCCACAUGACCGAAACCAUGGAUCCCAUGGGUCACUAUGACGCCGUCGCCAUGGGCCCCGUUGCUCCUCCACAAGUUGCUGCUGUCAAGCGCGAGCCCGACUAUAGUCGAGUCCAGUACAAUCAAAACGGCAUUCCUGUCCAUGGCCACCAGCGCCAUGCUUCGAUGCCCGCCUACGGUCUCGAGUAUUCCCCUGCCCCCUCGUUUGUAUCUUCGCAGUAUGAUGACUACGGCAACCGCGGUUUGUCCUUUGAACCCAUUACACCUCCGCAGCAGGCUCUUGGAGUCUCGGCUGAACCCGCCUACAUUGCCAACGAAGAGACUGGCCUCUACUCGGCCAUUCCUGAUCAUCUUUCUGGUAUGAAUGGCCUGAACGGCAUGGUUCAGCUUCCUCCGUCCACCAUGGCCGGCCAUCAGUUCAACCGCUCCUACGGCAGCAACAAUGUUUACUCUGUGAUUGAAGGCUCGCCUACUUACAAGCAGAGAAGACGCCGCUCCUCUAUCCCCCCUGGCAUGAAUGCCAUUGCCGCCCCUCCUCCAACAAACCCCAACGCUCCUCAUAGACCUUCUGACCUCCGUCGAUCUAUUUCUGUUUCCGUUGGUCCCGUUGCCGAGGGUGAGGAGUCCGAGGACAACUCUCCUCCUGGUCUUUCUUUCAGCACUGCCAUGUCUAUGAACAAGCACAAGCCCAUGGAUGACUUGUCAAGACACGGUACCCCUCUCUCGACUGUCGAGUCCAACUCGGGUCUAAACCCUCUUGCUCUCCAGCAUAGUUUUGGAAGCGAUGAUAUGUCUGCCAGCGGUUCUUUCCAAGAGCAUCGUAGAACGGUCUCUGGGCCUGCUGGAGUCAUUCGUCGCGCUCGCUCUGCCACUGUCAUGGAAGUCGGGCCUUAUCCUCACAAGUCACACUCAUGCCCCAUUCCCACCUGUGGUCGCCUCUUCAAGCGUUUAGAGCACCUGAAGCGACACGUCCGUACCCAUACACAAGAAAAGCCUUAUGUUUGUCCCCAGUGCAACAAGGCCUUUUCUCGCUCAGACAAUCUGGCGCAACACAAGCGCACACACAGCCGUGAAGAUGGCGCCGAAGGCUCUCUCAACCUCUCUGCUGAAGAGGAAGAAGAGUAUUCUGGCGAGGAGCCCCUGGGGUCUCUCGGAGAGGCUUCUCCUUCAUCAGAAAUGGCUUACAUUACCGGUUCUCUCCACGGCGAGGUCAGCCAAAACGGCAUGGCUCCCCCUUCAUCCAUGCCCACCUCGUCCUUCAACAGCCUGCAAACGCUAAGUAUGCCCAUGACGCUUAGCCAGCCAUCGAUGAUAUAA